GUACAUUCUGUGCCUUGACAACUUGAUACCACACUGUAGGAAAACGUCAACGUGUGUAACCGUAGCGAAACCGGCAAGUGGGCGAUACAUCCAGGUGUAUGUAUGCAUGUACAUAUACGUGUACAUGUGUACGCCGCGAAGAGUCGUCUUAAGUGGCAUCGAACAUUUGCAAGCCGUUUGUUGAAGGAUCCGACAAAAGUGCUAUCUCUUCGUGACGCGAUUAAAAUUAAAUGACAAGCGAAUAUGGCAACGCCCACUUGUGAUAAGAAAGCGAGGGUAAUCGUUCUAGGAGGAUGCGGUUUUAUUGGUCGUAAUCUCGUGGAAUAUCUGCUGGAUAACGAGUUGGUGUCGUACGUGCGAGUUGUCGACAAAGUGCCACCGCAGACCGCUUGGCUUAACGCGAAGCACCAGCAUGUGUUCCAACACCCCUUGCUCGAGUUCAGAAGUGCUAAUUUGAUUAAUACAGUAUCCUGCCAAAAUGCAUUUGCAUCUGAUGAGCCUAUUGAUUAUGUGUUCAAUUGUGCCGGAGAGACUAAGAGCAGCCUCACAGAUCCUGUUUAUAAAGAAGGUAUUUAUAAACUCAGCAUGAACUGUGCUGAACAAGCAGCCAAGAUCAAAGUUUCUCGUUAUGUAGAGAUAUCUUCUGGUAACCUUACCACCUCAGAAAAGAGACCUAUUAAAGAAGAGGAUACUGGAGAACCAUGGACGUUUAUUGCAAAGUAUAAGUUACAAGUAGAACAGGAAUUAAAAGAUAUACCAGACCUAAAAUAUACUAUAUUGAGAACAGCUAUUGUAUAUGGCUGUGGUGACAGAAGUGGUUUAGCACCAAGAUUGGUAGUAGGUGCAGUUUAUAAGUAUUUAGGAGAGAUGAUGAAGUUACUCUGGGGACCAGAUCUUCACAUGAACACCGUUCAUGUGACGGACGUUGUCAGAGCUAUCUGGCACGUCGCGAAUAAGCCGGAAACGAUAGGCCAGACGUACAACCUCGUUGACGAAGGAGAUACCACUCAAGGUUUCAUAAGUUCUGUAGUGUCCGAAAUCUUCAACAUCAACCACGAUUAUUGGGGCACUGCGCUAUCUACACUGGCUAAGGCCGAUAUGAACUCUGUUGUCGAAGAAGUUAACGACAAACACAUGGGUCCUUGGGCGGAAGCGUGUCGUAAAGACGGUGUUGAAAACAGUCCUUUAUCGCCGUAUAUAGAUCAAGAACUUUUAUAUAAUAAACACUUGUACUUACAACCCGGAAAGCUAUCGAAAACAGGAUUCACAUACUUGUAUCCUAAGUUAACAAAAACUGCUCUCAAGGAGGUACUUAACGAUUACGUAAGCAUGCGAAUCUUCCCGCAUUCUUUACUUUUAUGAGCGUUGCAAUAUCCAUGGACUGCUAAAAUUCUAGUAUCGACAACAAGCUUAAGAUGACUAUAGAUACAUACCUAUAGAUACAUGAGUAUCUUGUGCCUAAAAUAUACAAGGAUUCUCGAAUUCUAUACAGUUAAUACACACACACACAUAUACUCUAUUAUACAUAUAUAUACAUAUAUGUAUGUUAACGUCUUUACUUUUUGGUGGUUUUUUUAAUACAUUCCAAGACACAAAAAAACAUUUAUAUAAAUGUAAGUCUAGAUAGAAACGCGUGUGUAUGGAAUUCGCAUCAACAUCGAAUUUCGUGGACAAGCCUAUCGUCAAUGUGAUAAAUUAGCAAUUAGCGUACUUACUCUUAAUAAAAAGAACAUUUAGUUCUCGAGACAAAACUCCCGCACUUUGAAAGUUGCUAGUCAAGCACUAAACUUCGAGACAAUGUGUUGUUACGAUCUUAGACACAAAGAUAAUAUAAAUGUGUAAAAGAAUGCUCCUGAAUUGUAUAACAAUUUAUACAAGUUUUAGAAACAUAGAGAAAAGAUGACUUUUUAUAAACCACUUUUUCAAGACUGUGAAUUACAUCAAUUAAAAAUUGUUAAAAAAAAUUAUAUAUUAAUAAAUAAAUAAAAAUAUCUAUAUUUCCUACUGUUAGGUACAUGUAUAAGAAGAAGCUACUUGUUUUAUAGUCGCUACAUUCCAACAAUGUAUCUGUUCACAAACUGCGAAUAAAGUUGAGAAACCUUUUUAUUUUAAUCAAGUGUUUGUAUAUACACAAAACACACACAUACAUGGUGUUAAACAAAAGAUGGAUUAUCUAUUUUGAAAAGGUAUAUCUAGCAUUUAUUAAAGUGAAUGAAGAAAUUUCUGAGGCGGCGUGUAUGUGUGUGAUUCAUAUAAAGUGGCCAAUGUGUAAUUAGUUUAAAAAUGUGAGAACGUAAAGAAAUUGUGACAUUUAUCUUUUUCACUAAAGAUGUAUACAUAUAUAUAUAAAAGAGAAUAUUUUUAUAUAUAUUAGAUUUUAAAAUUAAAUGAUUAAAUUACUGAUUAUUGGAGUUGGUUUGUUUACUUCUGCAUACAAUCGUAACAUAAAAUCAGAAGUAGCAGCAGAAUUAUGUACCAUCAAUCAUUCAAAAGGUUUGCAAAACCUUUUAAUUAGAUAUUUUAAUUACAUCGUAUCGAAAAUAUAUCUUUAUAAAAGUUCACUCAAGAUACGGCAGUAGAGUAACGGGCCUUAAAUUUUAAUAGUAUACAAAACAACAACAAAACUUCACAAAUAUAUGUAUACAAGUAAGACGAUCAAUAUUUGUCACCAAAAUGUUAGGUUUGUAUCAGACAGUCAAGAAAAAACAAGAAUUUUAUGUAUUUUUAUGUAUAAAAAUAAAAUUUAAUCGGAGGAUUUUGUCAGCUACACAACUGUAAUUUGUUACUAUAUAUUAUAUAAAUUUUUUGUUGCUGUUUUAUCAUAAAAGUGAUGAAUCUAUGUAACAUAAGUUUUUAUAGUAAGAUGUUGCACACUUUCGAGCAGUAAUAUAUGUGAUUGGAAUAAACUUGUUACAAGCAUUCACUUAAAGUGUAAAAAAUGAAUGAAAACAGUUUAUACAUACAUAUAUAUAUAUGUACAUAUAAAAAAACUUAUAUAUGUAUAUAAUAAGCGUAAACUUAUUUUUUUUUUUUACGAAACUUGUACAACUGCCAUUUACAAACUUAUUACAACAUGUAGGAAAGCAAUAUAAAAUCAUUACUCUUAUUAUGUACUGAAAAAAACAUUACUUAUUACAUACUUUCUGCUGCUUACACUUCGUUCAACGCAUAUUUCUCUUAAAAUUAAUCCUUUGUCGUUCGAACGCUUUUGGUUUUUCAUAAAUAAUAGCUGUCUCUCAAAAUAUUCUCCCAAGUACAAAAAAUAUUUGCACACUUUAUUUCUCUCUUUAGAAAUAAUCGUACACACAAAACAGGAGAAUAUUAACGCGCGCCGUGUCGAUAUAAUCGUUUUCAUUUGUACAUACUAAUAAUAUAUUAAAUGACAUAUUUUAUAUCGCAACAUUUCUGUAAAUUUACAUAUGUUUUUUAUUUUGUAAAUUUCUCUUAGCAUCUUUCACACACACACGCACACACAUACUUCAUUUCCGUCUGUGUAAAUCAAUCAAAACAGGAUGUGCAAAUAUUUUUUUACCUACUAUAUUUACAUUUUCAAAAUUGCAAGGGUGUAACAUGAAUGUACCUUUCUGGUGCACGAUGUCAACAACAUGGAUUAAGGAACGAUCGGAGUUUUAGCAUCCUGACUCUUUUCUUGUCAUCAUACGCCAACUCUGUUUUUCACGCUACAUGAGUUUUGUCAAAAUACAUUUGUCAACAAACACAAAAAUUUAUCAAAAAAAGCAUAUAAACAUACAUCCUCAACAAAUGUGGAAAAUAAUACAAAAUAUAACAGGCAUUACAUCAUUAUAUGUGACAACAAACGCAAGUCAGACGAAUUAAAUAAGAAAUUAUAAGCAUAAAACACAUUGAGUAUGCGCGAAUAUAAUUCGCAACAUAGAGGCUGUUACACGAGAAGAGAGGAUCUCGUGCAAGAGUUCAUAAAUUCAAUAUUGUAUAUGUAUGUUAUAUAUAUCUAAAGAUCUGAGAUUCUCAAAAUUAUACUUAUAAUACAAUAAUAACAAGUUCCAUGUAUUCAUGUGUAAAUAAAUCUUUCUGUAGAGCUGUAUCUGAUCUGUAAACAUAGAGCUAUUGUAAUGAUUUGCGGAAAUCGAUAAAACAGAAAUAAAUAAAUUAUGGUGCACAGUCGUCGACUAAACAUACUUCCAGUAAACACACGAGGUAUCGGAGUAGUAUUAAUAAUUAAUAACGUAACGGCUUGGGUAUAAAAUAAAAAAUAUUCUUUAAAAACACUCUCAGUCUGGCUUCUAGAGGAUUCUGGUUAUGAAAAAUGCGGCAAUAUUUCUAUGGAAUAAAAGUACGAUUAGUCUUUAAUAUAUGUGCAAAUCCGAGGUUACUUCUAAUGUUAGCUUUUCAUACUGUAACUAUGGGUGAUUGUUAUUGCAUGAUUCUGUGUGUGUAAAUGUAUUCGUCUAAAGUAUGUAGUGAAUGGAAAAAUGUAAUAAAUAACAAUAGUGGAGGUACAGUAACAACAUUGACAUCUCUCUAUGUCUCACUCUAAAAGAUAUAGCUUAUUCUAUUCAGGUACUGUAUUGGGUUUCUUCUGUCAUGGUAACAUGCACCAGUCUGGAAAUGUGUCUUAUAGCUUUGUCUCAAUAUGCUGCUUUUUUUGUGUAAUACACAGAACUGUUUUACCAGUUAACACGCUAAUAUCGUACACAACAGAACGUUCACGUUAA
This is a messenger RNA of Pseudomyrmex gracilis, 4694 nucleotides long. RefSeq lists its product as uncharacterized. The transcript has 7 exons. NCBI's taxonomy places the organism in Eukaryota, Metazoa, Arthropoda, Insecta, Hymenoptera, Formicidae. The coding region runs from base 244 to 1362 and encodes 372 amino acids. The record is from RefSeq and is a predicted model, not a curated record.